Molecule: messenger RNA, 462 nt
Organism: Eruca vesicaria subsp. sativa (arugula)
Lineage: Eukaryota; Viridiplantae; Streptophyta; Magnoliopsida; Brassicales; Brassicaceae
Source: the annotation of a GenBank genome assembly
AUGUAUAGGUACGACGAGGACAUCCAUGACCGAGUCUGGUGGCCGUUCAUUAAAGAAAAUACGACGUCUAUUAGCACAGACCUUCCCGUGGCUACAACUAACUCCUACGAUGUGCCUCAACUCGUAGCAAAAACCGCUAUGACCCCUGCAGACCCUACUGAGCCUCUGAACAUACGUUGGACUCUCGGCGAAAUCACUGCGCAGUCAUAUGUAUACAUGCAUUUCGCUGAAAUACAGAAUCUUGAAGCUAACGAGAUUAGAGAGUUCAACAUUAAUUUCAAUGGCUUACCUUGGUUCCCCUUCUUUAGACCAUCAAAACUUGGCCUAACAACUGUAUUUAGUCCAACAGCUCUGAGUUCUCCUGAUGGGACAUUCAGUUUCACUUUCACUAUGACCGGUAAUUCAACUCUUCCUCCUCUUAUCAACGGCCUCGAGAUUUAUAAAGUCUUAAACAUUAAUUAA